This is a messenger RNA of Folsomia candida, 3031 nucleotides long. RefSeq lists its product as uncharacterized. NCBI's taxonomy places the organism in Eukaryota, Metazoa, Arthropoda, Collembola, Entomobryomorpha, Isotomidae. Bases 338 to 2605 code for a protein of 755 amino acids. The transcript is spliced from 8 exons. The record is from RefSeq and is a predicted model, not a curated record.
CGAUGAGUGCAUAGCAUGCAGAAGAUUAUUUCUAUUCCAUAACAUAAUAUUCUUCUCACCAUAAACGCUUUGCAUUAAAUGCAAAUCAAAUUAUAUUUUGGUGUAUACAAAGUUAUGCGUCAAAUUGAAAUCUUGGUCAGUCGUGUUCUUCAAGUCCAAGGGAAAUGAGUGAAUGAAAGAGAGAGUUGCGUCAAUAAGGGCAAGGUUAGUGUAACCACUAAAGGACAAAGGUGACGCUAUUUGUGAUAAUAAUGUGACAAGAAGAUUCGCAGAUUCGCGGAAUUGAAGAAUCAGAUAUUUUACAACAGAAAAGUGUAAAAAACAAGUUAUAAUCAUCAUGCUGCAAGUAAAUCCUGGAGCAAUUCUCCUCAUAACUUUACUUCCGGCUAGUAUAUUUAUGACGGUGAAUUAUAUCGGGGAUAACAGUGGUUCGCCAAAUGUUAAAGUGACCAAUGGUGCGAAUAAUACGAUACAAAUCGAGCUUGGUGGUAGUGAAAAUGGUACCAUAAAUUUAACAACAUUACAACCCGAUAGUGCUGCAAUUCCAGUAACUUCUACUUCUGAUGGUGGGAAAGUAAUCCAGAUUAACUUCAAAAUUGGCCAAGGUUCUUCUCACCUCACGAAUCGCACCUUGCGCAAAAUAGUGGGAGAUGAUGAUGAAAAUGAAAUUCGAAAUUCUAGCGUGGUUAAGAAAUCGGUGAAUUUAGACAUCCCUGCUUUGCCGACGUGUUGUGAUUUGAGAGUCAAGAAAAUUGACGGGGAAACCGGAAACCGGCAAAUUCUCAGCAAUUGUGACACCAUCGAUGUGUACACGGGAGCCAAAGAGAGUGGCGUUUGGGACGUCCCGUCAAACUUCUUGUUGAGGAAGGAAGGUCCCAAAAUAUUUCGUCUCGAAAAACGCCGUCCUGUUUGCCAAUCCGCGUUGAAAGUCGUGACUUUGGACUACGUGAACAGUGAGGGGGACCAUUUCCUGACCAACGGACUUUUAAAAUUCAAUAACGAGUAUUAUCGAACAAGUGACUACUGCAUUAAUGGAUUCAAAGAGAAAGACAAAUUAGAAGUAAAAAUUUGUCAACCCGAUUGCACUGAUCCGAGGACGCCGUGUGUACAAAAGUGUUGCGAAUAUGAUGAAGUUUACAGCCUUGGGAUGAAUGGGAAGCGUGGUGGAUGUCUAAAAUUGGACCCUCUCCUGAACGAGACAUUCUGGUCGCCUGCAUUUUACGAAGAUUUAAAUAAAAGAUUAGAUUCGGACGGAAUGAAGAAAUUGCAGCCACAUAUUAUUCACAAAAGCCCGACGAGUUUUAAACCAGAAUGCACGAAUAAGAUGACCACGGUGUAUCCGUAUGGGCAGAAAAUUGUGGAUUUUCUAAAUAGUGUGUUGAAGAGGUCGUUGGUCAGUUUGCCAUUUCAACUGAAAAAAGAUGGGUGGCUGAUGCACCCAAAUUCCACCAUGAAGGGGAUUGCCAUCAAGAAAACGACGAGAACGACAAAGUACUGCAUUGACGGGGUACAAAAUUACGGAGAAAGUGAGAAAUUCAACAACUUGGAGAGACAGACGGUCCUGUUUUUGUGCACAAUUCCAGAUCAAGAACCUGGUGUGGGAGCAAGCCUUUCCAGGCAGACUGAAAAUGCAAGUAAAGAUUCACCAACCACAAGUACCACAACCACUACGACUACGACCACAACAACGACGACGACAACCACCACUACUCCAAAACCAGUGAUACUCCCGAUCCUGCCAACUUGCUGCAAUUUAAACCCAUCUGACAAUGACAAUAAGGGUGCCAACUACUGCAAUGGAGUUUCAAAUAAUGUAAUUCCAGUCGCUGAGUGGAAAUCACCUCCCAAAUUUAUAAAUGGCGUCAAACCCCAAAAGUUCAGACUGGAGACCCAGCCUCUCAAAUGCAACGACGACUGGUCGAAAGCCUUCAUUCUCAAUUACGAGAACCUCCCCGGCGGCGGAAGUCCCAGUCUGAUGCCGAACGGGAUGUUAAAAUUCCAAACCGAAUUCUUCCAACCUGGAGAAUUCUGUGUGAACGGGAUAUUUCCCAACAUCAUCGAAGUGCUAAUGUGCAAAACUAACUGUUCUUCUCCAGACACACCUUGCGUGAACAAGUGCUGCGGUCCUGAUGAAGUGUACAGUUUGGGAGGUCACGGUACGAAGCGGGGUUGCAUGGCGUUGUCCAAAGAAAAAGGUGAUCUGCCUUGGAAUCCUCGCUUUUACUCGGACAUGAACACCCCCGUUGAAGACGUCGUAAUGCAAACCAUGAGACCCCAUCUCGUCCAAAAGUUUCCACCAAAGUUUCAAUACAGUUGUUACAAGAAUUUGACGCUCGUCUUCCCCUACAAGAAAGAGGCCGUUGCGUUCAUGAGCCCUCUGGCAAAGAUUAACUUGCAAUUCCGCUUGAGGCGAGAUGGCAAAGUGAUGUAUCGUCACCCCGUCAUCAGUGACGGGUUAACAGGGAAGUUGAUGGAGUCAACUUUUAACAAUGUCGAGUAUUGUGUCGAUGGCGUUAGAAAUUUCGGUGAACCCAACGCCACCCCGUACCGGACGAGUGAUGAUGAUGCCGUUUUAUUCGUAUGUGCGAUGAAUCCUCCUCCCUGAGAUUUUCGUAAUCUUUUAAUUAGGAGUAUGUUCCUACUAGCAGAGUAAUUAUUAGCCAGUGACGAAAUAUUUAAAGUUUUCGCAUGCAUUAUAUAAUUUUAGAUGCAUUAGAUUCCCAUAUUUUAUUGUUUAUUAACCUUCAAUUACUGUGUUUUUGAAAAAUGCUUAAAAUUAUUUAUAAGAACUAGAGACCAAAGUAUGUACAGAAUAGUAUGCGUUGUCGUAUUACUGAAACAAGGUGUGAAAUGCGUGAUUAUUAUUAUUAUUUUAUAUUAUAAUAUUUAGAGAGAUAGAAGCACGAAGCAUGAAAUGCGUAAGUAUUUAUAAGUUAUAUUAAGGAAGGGGGGCAGUCAGAAUGGAAUACGACAAGUAUACGGAUUGUAUGUAUUUCAAAACAGCAAUAAAUAAGAAUGAGCUUAAAAAGUC